UGCGGAAGAAAAUCAAACUAACCAAAAAUUAGCGCGAAUUCGUUGACAUUUGGAAUGGUUCAUUGUGUGUUUACAACUUUGAAAAGUGUUCCAGCAAGAAAGAUGGAUAUUUUUGGUGACGAUAUUGAUAGUUUUUUUAAUACUGAUGCAGGCGAAUUGAAUGAAAAUAUUCAUGAAGGGAAUAUCGAUGAUGCCGAAGAUAACGAUAACGAUAACGAUGCAAAAGAUGGUGAAGAAAAAACCGAUGAAAAUGGUGAACCGAUCACAGUUGAGCCGAAAAAGCGGUCAGUGCGACGACCACAGUUGCGUUUGAAUGUGGAACGUUUGAAAUCGGAUCGUGGAAUUCAUACCGUUGAAAAUUAUUUCAAAGAUUUUAAAUUCCGUGGAAAAGGUCACGAGCGUGAAGAUUUGAACGGUGUUAUGAAACGAUUGGAGCAUUGGGCGCAUCGAUUGUAUCCGAAUUAUCAAUUCAAUGAUUUUGUAACUCAAGUUGAAAAACUGGGACGAAAAAAAGAAUUACAAACGCAUAUGUACCGCUAUCGUCAUGGUUUAUUGGAAGAUUUGGCCAUUAACAAAGAACCGGAUGGCGACGAAAUGAACGAAGAAGCUGAAAGUCGCAUGGAAGGUAUUGAACCAAUCGAUGAAUUGGACGAAAUUAUCGACCAACAAAUUCAAAACUAUACGAUGUUAACCAGAACACCGGCACAUGAACGUACAUUUGAAUCGAUUCGUUCAAGCAUGAUUGCAACGCCAAGAUUGCGCGAACAACCACCGAUUGAAGCAUCUACACCAUUGGCCAAACCAGUUGAAAAUGCACCGAUUUCACGACCAGCAUUAUCAUCAGAGCAAAUGGCAAGAAUCGCAGAAAAUCGUCGAUUGGCCCAAGAACGAUUACGACUAAAAAAAUUGGAAGCUGAAAAAGCAGCUGCGGCUGCAGCAGACACUGCAAACACCGAAAACACCGAAAAUGAAGAACCAAUUAAUUAAAUUCAAUAAUAUUCAUUCGUUUAAGUUUUAGUCAGUAAGAAAUAUAUGAACACACAAUCAAAAAUUAAUAAAUAUGGCAUCGGCUCAAA
This is a messenger RNA of Contarinia nasturtii (swede midge), 1076 nucleotides long. Its product is annotated as protein TIPIN homolog. Gene Ontology annotation, molecular function: DNA binding. The transcript has 2 exons. Gene Ontology annotation, cellular component: nucleus; replication fork protection complex. Gene Ontology annotation, biological process: DNA replication checkpoint signaling; replication fork processing; replication fork arrest. Lineage: Eukaryota; Metazoa; Arthropoda; Insecta; Diptera; Cecidomyiidae. The record is from RefSeq and is a predicted model, not a curated record. The coding region runs from base 55 to 987 and encodes 310 amino acids.